UACGUUAUCACGUUACAGUUAAAUAUGAUCUGGACAGUCAGUGCGCCGUUUCUUUUGUACAAAUGUAUUUAUUGUAUUUUAAUCACUGAAUUUGAAUCCAAUUUCUUACGUUGCUGUGCUGUACACUUCACAUAAAUCAUAUUAACUGUGAGACUGAAACACACCAAUGCCUACAACUCCUUGUUCAAAGUAUUUCAUAGAUAAAUAAUAGAAUGGAUAUUUAAUUUGAGUGUAAAAACACUUUAAUUGCAGAAUGCAGAUAAGUGACUGGCUUGUUGGCAAUGUUAUUGAUAUCUAAUCAACUACUCGCAUUUCUUACACAUCUUACGAAAUGUCGUCGUCGAAGAUAAAUUGGUCAGAAUUAUUUCCGACCCCUUUUAGUGCGUUUAUAUUCGUCUUAUAUAUAGCUUUAUUCGUAAAUCAAGGUAUUUUGGUUACUGCAUCACAGAAAGAAGGGAGCAAAUAUGAAUAUGACAUCGUUACUGUUGUUCUUUUAACAGAAUUUUUGAAACUGUUGACUUCUAUAAUCUUGUAUUGUAGAGAACACACGUUUAGCUCAUUAGUGCAGGACAGUGUCAAAAGCAGAAAAGUUCUCUAUUUGUAUUUCGUGCCAGCAUUUCUCUAUUGCCUUUAUAAUAAUUUGGCAUUUGUUAACUUGGCCACGUUUGAUCCGACAACGUAUUAUUUGUUACUGCAAUUCAGAGUGGUUGCCACUGCAGUUUUGUUUCAAGUGAUAUUCAAGAAACAGUUGAGCAGAAAACAAUGGCUCUCAUUAAUACUCCUUACAACAGGGUGUAUGCUUAAAGGGUGGAACUUCACAGUUCAAGAUCAAUCGGAUACCAAAGAUAAAAAUGCGGCACAUACAAAGUCGACAAGUAUCACCUUAGACAUUAAUGCCAUUUUAAUUUUUGUGCAACUGAUGUGUUCGUGCUUAGCGGGCGUUUAUAACGAAUACCUCCUAAAAAAACCUGGAGCAGACACUCACAUUUUCAUUCAAAAUGUGUUUAUGUAUUUAGAUUCCAUACUUUGUAAUGUAUUCUUGCUUAUAUUACAAGGGAACUUAAGCUCAUUUUCGAUAGAAAAUAUGGGAAAAAUAUUUCAUUAUAAAGUAAUAUUAAUAAUGAUAAAUAACACAGCAGCGGGGAUAGUUACCAGUUUUUUUCUGAAAAACAUGAACUCCAUUUUGAAAACAUUUGCAGCCGCCCUCGAAUUGAUAUUCACCGCGGUCCUUAGCUACGUAUUAUUUAGCAUACCUAUAUAUCUAAAUACGAUCUUAGCUAUAUCGGUGGUGCUAUUUUCGAUUUACUUGUACUCCCAAAACCCUGUUUCAAACACAAAGACAACUAAAACUUCACCGGAGGAAAAAGAAACACUGCUUGAAGAUGUAUGACACACAUUUAGUCGAAAAUUUUACGUAUAAAAAAAAAUAUUUAUUGAGAAUUUGCACCUUGGAUUGCGCUUGUUUUAUACUGUCACGCUAACGAAAGCCAUUGUUACUUAAUAUUUAACCAACUUAGGAGUGAUAUUUUUUAUUGGAAAUUAAACAGAUAGUCUGUG
This is a messenger RNA of Photinus pyralis (common eastern firefly), 1557 nucleotides long. It is a transcript of the gene senju, whose product is annotated as UDP-galactose transporter senju. The transcript is spliced from 4 exons. The record is from RefSeq and is a predicted model, not a curated record. Lineage: Eukaryota; Metazoa; Arthropoda; Insecta; Coleoptera; Lampyridae. Gene Ontology annotation, molecular function: UDP-galactose transmembrane transporter activity. Gene Ontology annotation, cellular component: Golgi membrane. Gene Ontology annotation, biological process: pyrimidine nucleotide-sugar transmembrane transport. Bases 332 to 1390 code for a protein of 352 amino acids.